Molecule: messenger RNA, 5403 nt
Organism: Salpingoeca rosetta
Lineage: Eukaryota; Choanoflagellata; Craspedida; Salpingoecidae
Exons: 3
Coding region: 1-5403 (1800 amino acids)
Biological process (GO): protein import; protein targeting
Cellular component (GO): membrane
Molecular function (GO): ATP binding; ABC-type protein transporter activity
Source: RefSeq, a predicted model, not a curated record
AUGGCAAGAAGGACAAGCUCAAGCGCCAGGGCCUGCGACUGCUUCAUUUCACUGCGCUUCAAUGAAGCCAUCAACGCGGGAAAGGCGCUGCAGGCUGCUCUCUCUGAGCGAGGCGUGACAGCCUUCCUGUGCGAGGUCCCGCCAGGCAGAGACAUCGAAAGCACCAUCGUGGAGGCCCUGUCAACCUGCAGGAUGGCCGUCAUCAUGGGGACCAAAACGUAUGGGAAGAAGACACCAGCCUCGUUUGGCACAAGAGAAGAGUUGAGGUUCAUCAUCGACGAGAAGAAGCCAUUCUUCUACAUCAAAAUGUGCGCCAAGCUCAAGUCAACUACCGCACGGUUUCGCCUCCCAGAUACCAUCUCCUACCAUAUGUGGCAGCCCGACAACAAUGAUCCCAACAUUAUUGUGCCAGCCGAUCUCGUCGACGGGAUUGUGAAGAGCCUCACGGAUUUGCCCGCCGCAGGCGUGUACAAUGACAUUGACGAUGUCUUGUCUCCUUUACCUGACCACGCCUUCAACUUUCCACAACCAGAGUCGCAAGUGACACACCAUGCUGCUUCCGUAAUUUCCUCCUCAUGCCCAGACCUCACAAAGGACACGGCUUUGGUGGAGAAGAACAGCUCAGUGUCUGGCGUGCCCACAAGCGGCCACAUGGCCUCAUCCAAGACCUCCGGCCAUGGCUCUGGCCCAGAAUCGCCCGCGCACACACCUCCUAUCUCGGAAGGCGUGGAUGGUCAAACUGCAACUUCACACGGGACGCAAGGCACGUCCUCGCAAGCGCCGUCAUCCUCACUGGCUGUCGCCUCGCCUCCAAACGCUCGCCUCUCACAGGAGCAGAGAAGCCAGACACUGUGUGAUAUGACAUCGUCAUCCAAGAACACGACUUCAACCACCUCGCCGCGACCUGUUGAGCAUGCUCGUGAUGGCACCUGGGCCCAAUGGCAACAGAAGCAUGGCCGGCUUCACCACCGGCUGAUGUAUCUGACUCCUGACGCCAUCUUUCACGUGAAUGUCAUCAAACAAGAGGAGAAGGCUUUUGUCUUAAAGCCACUCAGCAAACUUGCGGUACACGACGAAGGCGCCAAACUGGUCGUCAAGAACAGCAGCGGCGAUACACUUCGCAUUUACGCACCCGACACGCCCGAAGGCGGAUCCCAUUUACAGCAAUGGAGGGCGGCACUAUUCGCUGCCAAAAGAUGGAACGGCAAUGACGACAUAGUUCUGCCAGCCUCAAUCAAGGCAAACCACCAGUUUGCGGCCGCAAUAUGGAACCUCAUUUUCCCCGGGACAGCGAGGGCACAGCACCCAGAGUAUCGAGACGUUUGGUUGCGCUGGCUGUGUAACCCAAAUGCGCAGGCGACGUUCGAGACAAUGCAUCGCUUGUUCAUGCGAGCUGUGAGGCAGGUAAACGACGACGCCGCGGCGCUGUCGUACUUGAAUCACCUCACAGAUCUUCACCACAGCGUGCACACCCGUAUGAUCAUGAAUGCAAUUGACCCCAGCUCCAACAUGCUUACCUCUUGGAAGGAGCAUACGAUGCCCGACAGCAAGGCAACCCACAAGCACAUUUUUUUCUCGCUCUUCACGGCGUAUGUCAGCAAGCAAGCGAGGUUCGCGCAGCAGCAUGACAAAACGGGUGCUUGGCCGGGCUUGCUCUGCGCAGCUUUGGACUACCAUCCCAGCGUUCUCCUUGACAGCUCAACAGGGCCUUCCGAGCAAGCUUUCACCGGGCCAACGAUCGCGGCAGCUCAAGAAGGCAAACCAGAUGAUGGCGUCGGUUGUGGUGCUGGCGCUCACCACGCCGCUGAGCUGCCAGGGGAGCACCAGCACUCUCCGUUUGACGCAAACACCACAGCGGCCAUGCAAGCUGAGGAAGAGAGGCUGUCACGCCCUCAAGGGGAAGUGUGCAGCGUGCCCCUCACUUGUUUCGAGGAGCUCGUGUAUUUCUUCAACGUGGAUCACCUGCGGUACUACGCCUGCAAGCAUUGGGCGCAGCAUGAUGUCAGUCGCUACCUCUCUCUCUUGGAGACGCAGAACGCCGGUGUUCUCAAGCACGUGUUUGAUGGACCAACACUGCAAGGCAGACCAGCGGAGCGACUGUGCUUGUUGCUGCCAUGCCUCGAUAUCCGCUCACAGGAGGACCAAGCUGCCAUCGUUGAGGCGUUCACCGAGGACGGCGGUCUGCACAUGGGCACGUUUCGUGUGUUCGCUGAGGCGUGCGUGGCCAAAGCAAAGACAGAUCUCCUCGCAUUCUCCCUGCGAACGUUCUUCAGCACCCAUGCCGCCUCCAUUCCCGACGCUGUGAGUGAAGUGCUGACCAUGCUCACGGAGCCGCAGGAGUCUGGCCAUCGACACACCACAGCCAAGGCCUUUGACACGGCUAAGGUCCUUUUUGAUGCGGUGGUCGUCCUGGUGGGUGGUAACCUCGUGUGCGUGGACUCCUUUGAGGACUGGAGCAGCACAAGCACUGAUGAACGGAAACAAUUCCUGGUCCACCUCAUUCACAACUAUGCUUCAUCAACCCUUUGCAAAAUCACCAUCGAAAACCGCGGCUGGCUCGAUGACUCGAACAUGACGGAGCGAGCGGCAUUGCGUGCCCGUGUUGAAGAUGAGACUGUGGCUGUGGAUUUUACAUAUGAGCGUUCAGAGGCGGAGUUUGCGUCACUUCUUGCAGGUUUUGUGCGCAUCUGCAUACAUUUGGGCUGCUUCCAAGAGCUCCGCGUCUGGGCGAACAAGAUUGGGCAACGGCUGUUCAAACUGAGCUUUGGCGAAGGCUUGCGAGGCGUGACCAUGGAGGCGCUGUCAAGGUCGUUUGACCUUAUGCCUGAGUGCAAGGACAUGGUGCUCAAUGGCACGCUGCUGAGCACACCACAGUUCUUCUGCCAUGAUGCUUUUAACGCGAUGAUCCGCGACAAGGCGACCGGCGUGGACAAGCUUCGUGGCACGUACUUUGAUCUGCUGGCGUUGGCCGAGAAGCUGGACGGGUACCCCACCUUUGCCGAGGACAUGAAGCACCUGGCAUCUCGACUGCUGCCGCACAAGUCCAAGACCAUUCUCGACAACCUGAACCACCUGUGUGAAGUUGUGCUGCAACGAAUGAAGCAGGGUGGUAACGUGAGCGGCAAUGGAGCAGGUGCCAAAGGAAACAGUCAAUCUGCGGCUCUUCAGGAGAGGCGCGCGGCCGGUCUCAAGCUUGGCGACCUGGUGCAGUGCAGCCUGUAUGCCACGGACGCCAUCUUCAUUGUGCAGUCGUUCCGCAGCCGCAACCUUCUUGAAGGGUGCAUUGCGCACUACGUCAACAAUUGUGAACCAAGCACGUGGGUGGAGCUGUUCCGGCGCCUCGACGUCAUCGCGUUCUUCAUCAAGUAUCUGGUGCGCGAGAGCUACGAGAAGGCCUUCACGGCGUUCAAGAGCCACAACGGCGGAAACGAAUGGGCUUCCCGGCUGGUGGAUGCUGCACAGGAGCAGUUUGACGAGCCCAUCAUCAGCCUCGACGAGCUGCGUGUUGAAGAGGAAGAAGCGCAAGCACGGUUGAUCCAGACCAUUCUCGCGCGGGGCACAACCACUGCCGAUCCUGAGAUGUCAUUCAUCAUCGAGUUUACUGGGCGCUGGAUGCAGCGCAUGAAGGACAUUGUGUCGAUUCCCAUGACGCCGCACAACACGCAGAUCAUCACCACGCUCAUGUUUGCGGCAUUCUACCGCUUGUCCGUGGCUCAGUCGACAAGCAAUCUUGGCUCUGAAGCGUCAGGGCUGAAGUCAUUGAUUGCGGAGGUGGGCACCGGCGAGGGAAAGUCGGUCAUCAUCAUCAUGAUGGCGCUGUACUUUGUGUGCGUCCAAGACAGACGUGUGCACAUCCUGGAGAACAACGUGAGUCUGCUUGACCGCGACUACAGCAACUACAAGGCGUUCUUUUCCCAGUUCAAGAAGUCUGAUGGCACCAGCGUCACAGUGAGCACAUCCAUUGCACAGGAGGCUGACAUUACGUACUGCUUGCAAGAGGAUGUUGAGGCACAACACCGAAGUGAGGCCCCGAAAGGGUGCAACGCGUUCCGCAACGUCGUGCUCAUUGUGGAUGAGGUGGAUGACCUGGUGAUUGAUCAAAACCCCGUCAGCGGCUUUGUCAAACGCGACGAGGACAACAGCGCACACAUCCUCAAGUGCUUCCAAGCACUGAAGCGCAGCGGGCUCGCUGCAGCCAAACCAACUGGGUGCCCCGAGCGCGUUUGGAACAAGGCUCAAGCGGCCUUCCGAACCGCCCAGACCUGGCGCGAGGGAAAAGACUACGCGCUGGUGGAUGGGCGACACCGAAUCCUGGAUGGGCGUGGUCGCCCAACCCACUACACGAGCGCAACGCUCCAGUACGUCAACUUUAUUGCCGGUUACAACGACAGCCCGAGCUUUGACACAGUGUUUUACGUGGUCAGCACGCCGCACGUGUUCAAGCAGUACGCGCUCAUCUUGGGGCUCACUGGCUCUGUGGGCGGUGAGGCGGAGCGCGAGUAUCUGCGGACCACGUACGAUGCGGGCGUGUUCAGCGUGCCGCCGUUCCUGGACACGUGCACCGAUGCGUGCAAGCAGGAGCCGCAGCAGCGGUUCGUGAAGGUAGUGGCCAGUGCGCAGCAGCAGAGAUCGGAGGUGAUCGAGACGGCCGAAGGCAGCGCAGAUUCGGUGCCGGUGCUUGUGAUUACGCCGAACCCCAAAGAAGCAGCAGCAGUGUCAAAUCAGCUGAAGGGACGCCUGGGCCAGGGGCGCGUGCAGCUGCUGCUGGAAGUUGCCAAUGGAGUGUCCCAGAAGGACAAGUGGCAAACCAUCAUCGACCAAGCGACGCAACCUGCGCAGCAGUCUGGAACCUGCAGUGGGCCGACUGCUGGGUGGCGUGUGACGGUGACCGACUACUUUGGCGGCCGCGGGCACGAUUACAAGGUGACAGACGAAGGCGUGGAUGACGCCGGUGGGCUGCUGGUCAUCAUCACACACAUCCCAGACUCUUACCGCGAGUGGGUUCAAUGGAAGGGCCGCACGGCACGGCAGGACCGCAACGGUCAGCUGGCGCUCAUCCUCAACAGCGAGGAGGAGUUCAUGAGGGGGCAGCGCCAGACCGUCACGCAAUUCACCAAUGGUGAAAUUGACAGAGAUGAGUUUGUGCGGCAGUUGUUGCGUGAGCGGAAUGUGCAGAUGAAAACGCAGCUUGACAAGUACGCCGACCAACAGCGGAGCGGAAUGGCUGUGAACGAGAUGUGCGAUCGCUUCUACCGCAAGUACGGCACGGGAGCCGUGUGGCCAGCCAACGACACACAACGCAAGCUGCGCGACUUUUUGAAGACGUAUGGCCAUACUCCACCAAUCAGCAAGACCAAAGAGUUUGCCAAUGAGCUGGACAUUGGAGACGACUUUCCUUACUGA